AUUGUUUUCAUGCCAAAGCUCUCCUUGGCAGAGUCUCCUUGGCAACAGGCUGUAAACUCAAAUCUGCUUCAGGCAAAGACGCAAUGAAGACAAAGGACUGACCCUUAAAACACAAGGACGUAAACAUUGGAACUAAUUUGACUUCAUUUAACUCAAACAUUUCAAUCCAGAGAGGCACGGAUGAGUGACACUGGUGAGUCUUGCUGGUUUUAAUGUACAACACUAGAGCAUGAAUAAACAUGAAAGAAGCAGCUUUGUGGAGCAGCUGUUGAAGGAAGAGCUUGAGGCUGUGACUCUGGGGCUGGAGCAGGGGAUCUACUCCUGGGAAGAAAUUGACCUGUCUCAUGAUUCACAAGGCUGCACUCCCCUUAUCAGUGCCUGCAGGAGGGGUCUUACUAGGGUGAUGCAUUUCCUUCUGGAAAGAGGAGCUGAUGCAACACUGUGUAACCAUAGCAACCAGACAGCUCUUCAUGUUAGUCAACCAGCACUCCAGGGGGAGCUGUUGAUGGCUAUGAUGAGAGACGGACCGCACCAGAGGCAGCUCUCACUAGCAGCCUGGUGGGGAGAUCUCUACUGUCUACAGGACCUGAUGGCCCGGACAGACUUGAUGGACUUAAAUAAACAGAACAGAGAUGGUCUGACCCCACUGAUGCUGGCUGUAAGGGAUGUGGAUCUGUUUGAAGGACUGCAGAUGCCGUGGGACUAUCAACCCGUGGAAGUGGUGAAAGAACUUGUGUCUCUUCAGGUUGACACAAGGAUGCUUGAUCGGAGAGGUCACACUGCUCUGUGGCACGUCUCUCAGAUCAAGAGCACCAAGAAGGAAGAUCUCUUUAGAAUAAUGGAGUCUUCAAUGCAAACAGAUACAAUAUUCUCGUGUCUGGACGCGUCUUAUUGGUCAACGAGUCCUUCUGUACACUCCAGCUGCCGUCCUACACGUGGCUGUUGCACACCAGUUUCAGAUAAGAUGAAGAAAGAAUCAGCUGAGAUUAUCAUUGCUCAAAAGAACAAUGCAGACAUCCACCAAGAUAACAGGAUUUGCUUUGAGGGCUGUAUGGAGCCAAAGAUGGACAUCAGACAAGACAAAGAUGAGAGGAAACGAAGCAGUCGGACUUCAUCCUUACCCAGCCUAUGGAACAGUAGAAAAGACUGGGGCAAAAUAAGGCCUUUGCAUCCAUCACUCAGUUUGACUUCCUCCUCAAUACCCGUUCUCCCUGCUGCUCAUGCCACUCAGCUCAGCAAAUCUGCACCAAUGCUGAUGAACCCUCUUCUUGAUGCAAGUGUGCUGCUGAAAGCACGGGCUAACAUUCAUAACAGGCUUAGAGCUGUUGACACAGGGGAUGACAAUAACAGGAAAAAGACGCCACCUACUCUAUGUUCAAGGACACCCAAACAUCUCACUCCUCUGGACAUUAGAUACACAGAUGGUUCUGUACGUUCAAGCCUCGAGCACCCACUGAUCUUAAAACAAAGCAGCAUCUUGCCCAUCUCAUCACAAUCUGGACGAAGAUUGGAAAGGAACUCUAGCCAGUCUUCCCGAAGAUCCAGAGGCACCAGAGCGGGCAGUGAAGAGAGCAACUCCUGCAGCAGUAGUAGCCAAGAGGAGGAUGAGACUGUGCCUCAAGAUGCACACAAGAUACUUGUGGGAUUAGAGAAGUCACUAAAUUUGGAAUUAGGGACCUAUUUGGAUUUUCAGGAUUUAGUCAGUUCUGUAAUUAGCAAUACCACAAAAGAUAAAAACAAUAUAAUUUCAGACAACAAUAAAGGCUAUACAGCUAUCGAAUCAUUGACUGUUAGGGAGAUCGAGGCUAAUACGAGAUCUUCCAAGUCUUCCAAAACAAUUGAAAACUCAAAGGAUCUUCACAGAAAGUGUCCAACUUUGGACUGCUGCUCUGUUUCUGAAGGACACAAAAGCAUAGUCAGGGAAAUACAUCCUUUAGUCGGAGAAUCCUGUUUUAUCGCAGAUGAGAAGCACUUUACCACUGUGGAUAUUACUGAAGUAGAGCAAACUACAGAUGAAAAGAACAAACCAGUUAAGACAACUAAAGGAAAUGACAGGAAAGGCAAAACAUCUAUUCAGACAAACCAGUCAUUCAAUGUUCUGGCACACAGAAAUCAAAGUACUGUUAAAAGUACAAGGAACAGGAUAAAUUCACCAAUUCAAUCAAAGCUGCAACUUAGAGAAAGUAAACCCACAAGCCUAGUAACUGCAGGAGAGACUACUAACAAAUAUUUGCCAAGAGCAACUACAAUAGCUCGCAAAAAAACAGCAGAUGUAGGCCCAACAACAAAAAGGAUCUCUGAACCUUUUCAGCACACGAGGUCAAGUGAUGAGAAGAAAGUAAACAAUAACAGUCAAAAGCAAAUUCACAGAGAUCCGAGAAGUGCAAGAGCUGCCAAAAAGCCUGCAUCAGGAGUAGCACAGCGAGCAAGGUCUGCUGUCGAUUAUGUCACUUACAAUGACAUGUUUCUGAAGAUCAGUCAGGGAGAUGAAGGUCCAGCAAUCUAUGAAAUGUUUGCAACUCCAAUUUAUGAAAAUCUCAGAGUAGACUGUUUAGCGGAGAAAGCAAGACAGGUUCAUACAGCGCUUCAAGUUAAAAGACAGAUAAAUGGAAAACCGAGGGGCCAAAAUACAGUGGAGGUUAACCGAAGGAAACAAGCGCAAUCUGAGAGAUCCAGUCGAGCUAAGUGCAGGCAUCUCAAGCGGAGCGAUAAUGUUACCAAAGGGAUGAAGAAACACCCACCUCCUUCAGAGAAUAAAUGCCAUGUCAUUAUAACUUCUACUUGUGGAACUGUCCAGAAGAAAUCUGAAAUGCCCAUCAUUACGGGUGAUGGGAGGGAAAUUUCAGGCGUUGAAAGACAAUGUACUUCCGUACUGUCAGUGAUUGAAGAAGUACUUUCCAACACUGUGCCCAAAACAAAUCUCAUUACGGACAUAACACAUCAAGUACAGACUCAAAUGGAUGCAGGUGUUAAAAGUGAACCUGAAAUAUCAUGUGAGAGCAGAUUGCCCACGCAGCCACUGAUCAAUACAUGGACAAGUGACGGAGCAGUAUCACCUGUGCACCAGAGGUUUCUAGAUGAAGCCAGUGAUGGACCUCUCACUGAUGACCUGCUGCGGUCUUUGGCAGAGGAGUUGAUCUCACUUGAGAAAAGAGAUGUUGAAACACUCAAGACUGAAAAUGGAGAUGGCACAGAGUUUAAACAUAACUUGCCUUCAAAAUUUAAGACAUUUCUAAAUAAGGGUGUUUCCUCAGGUGAACUACACAACACUCUCGGAUCUUGCUCACAUGAUGCUAUUACAUGGACAAAAGGAGAGGUUCUGGGUAAAGGAGCUUAUGGGACAGUGUAUUGUGGGCUAACCAGUCAAGGUCAGCUGAUUGCAGUAAAACAGGUGGCACUGGAUGCUUCAACUUCAGAGAUGGCAGAAAAAGAAUAUGAUCGCCUGGAAAGAGAGGUGGAGCUUCUUAAGAACCUUCAUCACACUAACAUAAUUGGUUUCUUGGGAACAGCUCUCUGUGAGAAUACUGUAAGCAUAUUCAUGGAGUAUGUUCCAGGUGGCUCCAUCUCAAAUAUCCUGAGUCGGUUUGGACCAUUGCCAGAGAAGGUCUUUGUUCUAUACACUCAACAGAUUCUGGAAGGUGUUGCCUAUCUUCAUGCCAACAGGGUCAUCCAUAGGGAUCUGAAGGGGAACAACAUCAUGCUUAUGCCCACCGGAGUGAUCAAGUUAAUCGACUUUGGUUGUGCUCGUCGUCUUAGCUGUCUUCAGACCUCAAAUGGAAGUAAGAGUGACCUUUUGAAGUCUGUGCAUGGUACUCCAUACUGGAUGGCACCAGAGGUGAUAAGUGAGACAGGUCAUGGACGGAAAUCAGACAUCUGGAGCAUUGGCUGCACUGUGUUUGAAAUGGCCACAGGAAAACCACCCCUUGCACACAUGAACAAGAUGGCAGCCCUUUUUUACAUUGGAGCUAGAAAGGGCUUAAUGCCUUCUCUGUCUGAUGACUACUCUACACAUGCAAAGCACUUUGUCCAGGCUUGCCUAACCAGAGAUCCAAGGCAACGACCGUCAGCAGAGGAACUGUUAAGACAUCCAUUCAUCUCUCAUCACAGCCAAACCUGCAAUAGACCAGUGAACUGAAAACUUAUUCACCAAAUCAAAAAGUAACUUUUUAAAACAAUGAUACAAAGCAAAUUGACCAUGUGACCCAACAUUUGACAUGGGGAAAAUAUAAUUUACUAAAACACAUUAAAGAACUGUAAAUAGUCAUUUGACAAACGUGGCAAUAAGCUUUUAACACAAAUGAUCAAAUACACAAAGACUGAGGUUAAGGUAGUGGAAACCAUAUCAUUUAUUAAAUCUAAAUAAAAUGGGGGUGGG
Molecule: messenger RNA, 4375 nt
Organism: Rhinichthys klamathensis goyatoka
Lineage: Eukaryota; Metazoa; Chordata; Actinopteri; Cypriniformes; Leuciscidae
Gene: map3k19
Product: mitogen-activated protein kinase kinase kinase 19
Exons: 14
Coding region: 230-4135 (1301 amino acids)
Biological process (GO): protein phosphorylation
Molecular function (GO): protein kinase activity; protein binding; ATP binding
Source: RefSeq, a predicted model, not a curated record